AUGGAUCCUUGGAAAUGUGCACUCAGUACAGUUAUUGAAAAUUUACCUGACUAUGUUCGUGCAUAUCAAUUCGGCAUUGCAUUCACGUUCGCAUUUAUGUUCUUAGAUAAUAUUACAAAAUCUGGCACUUUUUUCUUGUUAAAAUGGCUGCUACUUUUACUUCUAGUGCAAAAUGAAUUCACAGAACCUGACGGAAAAAAUUCGUUUGCGCAGACUUCAUGUAGACCACCAGCUCUGCUUUUGGUGGGGUCCUUGGGUGACAGCUUGUCCAAUAACCUACUGAGAGCAGCGGGACAGUUUUCGAAACCAUUUUGUGAACACAAGCCCGGUGGUGUUAUACUUCCAACAUCCUUGGAAGUAGACUUGAGUGGAUCUAAGAAACCGAAUUCUAAAUGCCUAAGGAAAGCUAUGAAAACAUUGAAUACUUCACAAGCAAAGUCUAUAGAGCUGGAUAAAUUAUGUACAAAUGAAGAACAUACAGUUUUGUGUGGAACCAUAGAACUAGCUUCUGGAGGAAUAGCUUAUUUCCCGAAUUUAGAGCUUUAUAAAAAGAAAGAGAUAACUAGUCUUGUUUACGCUUUAGAGAAUAUGACAGUGGGUGAUUCACACUCAAAUUAUGGAGUUGAUUCAUCAUCUGUUCAUAAGAUCAGCGAGGAACUAUCUUACCCAAACGAAACCACUAUUUGGGCUACUGUUGAAGUUAAUCCACUACAUAGAAACAAAGCCAAAGAUACAAUCCUUAGACUUUCACAAAAUUGUUUAUCUGAAACAGAUAUCUUUAUAGAAACAAUAGGGAAAACGGACCAGGAAUGUACCACAUUACUACUUAGUGGAAAUUUGAAAAGAAUUAUGCAUGCUUUUGAUAUAGUCGUCAAUAUUGAAGAGGCAGCCGGACCAAUCAAACUCAUGGAUGAAUCACUGGCGGACUUCUGUUUAUCAACAACACCUGGUUCGGAAAUCGUAAAAUCUUCACUUCCAAAUAUGAAAAUUUAUUCAAGUCUUCUAAAUGCAUGCAAAAGCGCACCUACAGUGAAGAUGGAAGAAAAGACUAGUCAAUUACUGAAAGUUUACUACUUAGCAAUGAGGCGUUCAUCUGUUCGAGAUCGAAAAACAGCUCCAGCUUCUGCAUUACCUACGUUGUUUAAAUUGGCCAAGAGUAACGCUAAAAUUAACGGACGCAUUGUUGCAAACGAACUUGACGCUAUCGUUUCAAUUUAUAUCUACGACACUUUUAUUUCGAAUCAGACAGGUACAAAUUAUCUUGGGUCAAAAUCAUUUCAUCAUAUCGCUGGAAUGGAACACGAGUCGAUGGAAGAACUGAAUAACACCUUGGUAUCAAUAAACAAACAGCUGAAGGACUUAAUAAAUAUUCCUAUGGAUGAAAUGUAA
This is a messenger RNA of Schistosoma turkestanicum, 1389 nucleotides long. The record is from the annotation of a GenBank genome assembly. Lineage: Eukaryota; Metazoa; Platyhelminthes; Trematoda; Strigeidida; Schistosomatidae.